Aspergillus mulundensis is the source of this 2532-nucleotide messenger RNA. RefSeq names its product gamma-tubulin-complex subunit SPC97. Gene Ontology annotation, molecular function: gamma-tubulin binding; microtubule minus-end binding. Bases 1 to 2532 code for a protein of 843 amino acids. Gene Ontology annotation, biological process: microtubule nucleation; mitotic cell cycle; cytoplasmic microtubule organization. Gene Ontology annotation, cellular component: spindle pole; mitotic spindle pole body; gamma-tubulin small complex. Lineage: Eukaryota; Fungi; Ascomycota; Eurotiomycetes; Eurotiales; Aspergillaceae. The transcript has 4 exons. The record is from RefSeq and is a predicted model, not a curated record.
AUGGAUCAUCGCGGGAGCACGUCCACUCAGAAGAGCAAAGUCCCCAGGGAUCAUGUCGCGUCCGAAAAACGAACCGAACGCCUUGUGGUCCAGACCAAAGACAAGGCACAAGGCCGAACGAGGAACCCAGUGAGGGAGUCACCCAGCGCAGGGAAUCGUGGAGAGGGCGACAAAUCGCGGUCAAAAAGAGCUAAUACAGCGGGCCCUCUCAGUCCCAAUCUGCGGAAGAAGGAAAAAGAGGCUCCAGAUGCACCAUGGAAUCCGCACGCUUCUUUGAUGCCCUACACCACUGCGCCCCUAGCUAGUCGCGUAUCCGUACCUCCGCUAUCCUCGACACUACCGCAAUCACUUCAACCUACACCCCUACGCGAACUGUCGACCGAUGCGCAGGAGAAGGCGAUCUUGGAGGACCUGCUGUUUGUCUUCAUGGGAUUCGAGGGCCAAUACAUCCAAUAUCAAGCUCAAUAUGACCCGACCACGGAGAAGGACCGAUUGGCUGGACCGGCCUUCCAACUACCGCCCGGGCUUGAUCCUACCCUAAGGGACCUUACAAGGUCCAUGUUGAAGAUGGCUACACAUUACAGUGCCCUAGAGGCAUUCGUGGAACUCCAGAGUCGCGCGGAAUACGGCGCAGUAAGCCAUGCCCUAUGCGCCGCGGUGCGAAAACUCUUAAAAGACUAUUUGAUACUCGUCGCUCAGCUAGAGACGCACCUGCUCAACAAUCCGAAUUUCACUCUCCACCUGCUCCAUCUUCAUACCAUGCCGACCGGCCAAUGUCUAGCUCAGCUGUACUCAUUAGGCCAGGAGCUCCUCCGACGUAACGGUCUUUUGGAUCAGGAUCUUGAUGAGUCAAUUGACGAUUUUGACGACGUUGACAACAUCUUGGAGCAACUUCGAGAAGGAGGAGAUUUGAUCCCUGGAGCGAUGUCUAGCAAGAAGAUAUGUAAAGGAGGCAAUGUACUGCGGCUAUUAACCGAGCGAUUGGCGACCUUCUCCGGCGAUCCGACCACAAAAACGCUUCUAGAAACUCUUCUUCGUGAAUCUAGCAGGCCAUACAUGACAAUGCUCAACGAAUGGCUUCACCACGGAGGGAUCAAAGAUCCGCAUGGAGAAUUUCUCGUCAAGGAGCAGAAAUGGAUCAAGCGAGAGAGGCUCGAGGAGGACUACACGGAUGAGUACUGGGAGAAGCGAUAUACGAUCCGCGAUAACGAAGUGCCGCCACAGCUCGAUAGCGUACGAGAUAAGGUUCUUCUAGCUGGAAAAUACCUGAACGUGGUGCGAGAGUGUGGAGGAGUGGAUGUCAGCAAAGCGGUUAAGGAUGUUCCAAAAACAUUCGAUGACCCUCGCUUCCUGGAAAACGUUAAUGCCGCCUAUACAUAUGCCAACGCCUCUUUACUGAACCUCCUGUUAACAAAGAACUCUCUUACCACUCGCUUCCGUUCCCUGAAACACUACUUCUUCCUUGACCGAUCCGAUUUUUUCUCCUACUUCCUUGAGCUUGGGGCAUCCGAGCUCCGCAAGCCAGCCAAGAGCGUCAACGAAAGCAAACUGCAAUCACUCCUUGAUCUAGUCCUGCGCCAACCGGGCAGUAUUGCCGCGCAAGAUCCGUUCAAGGAAGACGUCAAAGUCCGGAUGAACAAGGUCGGCCUGACCAAAUGGCUCAUGCAGGUUGUCAGUGUCUCUGGUAUCGACCAGGACAACCCAGAAGCCGCCCUGGAGAAAUACCAAGCACCCCAAGCAGGGAGCGACGACGACAAGGAUAUUGUUGGCUUCGACGCCCUGGAACUCGACUACACCGUUCCCUUCCCGCUAUCCCUCGUCAUCAGUCGAAAGACGGUCCUCCGAUAUCAACUCAUCUUCCGGCAUUUGUUGUCUCUCCGCCAUCUCGAAUCCAUGCUCUCGUCCGCCUGGCUGGACCAAAGCAAAGUCCUAGGCUGGCGCCAUAAAUCAUCCGACCGACGGCUGGAGUUGUGGAAGAGGCGCGCUUGGAACCUGCGGUCAAAGAUGCUUGUAUUCGUACAGCAACUACUCUAUUUUUGCACGGCGGAAGUAAUUGAGCCGAACUGGCAGAACCUCAUGGAUCGUGUGAAUGGUACCGAUGCAGACGGGUCGGAAGUAACACACAAUGGUACCAAGCAGGUCAACCGAACAGUCGACGAACUGAUGCAGGACCACGUCGAUUUCCUAGAUACUUGUUUGAAAGAGUGCAUGCUGACGCAGGCGAAACUCCUCAAGAUCCACUCAAAACUCUUGACCUGCUGCACAAUGUUCGCCUCCUGGUCCGCAGCACAACUAGGCCGCGCCCUCGCCACAGCCGACCCAGAGCUAAGCUCAAGCCCCGCCACGUCUGACGGACGGGGCUACGACCCUGCGCGCCUCGGAAAGCUCGAGGACGUAUUGAAGAGAUACGAGGACCAUUUUGGUCGCCAUCUUCGCAUUCUCAUGGAUAGCUUGAAUUACUUCGCCGCAACCGAGAGCGUCGUCUUGCUGAAACUAGCGCAUGCCCUGAGCUCCAUCAGUAAGGAGGACUGA